AAGCAUGAUUUUCAAAGGGUGUGGUUGUCAAUUCACAAGAAAAACCCCGAGUGAGUGAAGACAGACACCAUCUCUUCCCUCCUGACUCUCUCCUAUUUAUCCCCCAUCCAGAAUUACACUCUUUACUCCACAACUAGGAAAACAUUUUCCUUUGCUUCUUCUUCCUUUUCUUCUUGUGAUCUCUGUGGCCAUGGGCAUGGCCAACAGAGAGAUCUCAGCCUCCAUGGUACUACUGUCUCUCCUGCUCAUUGCCGUGGUGGAUGCGGGAAGCCAUGGAGUGAAUCGAGUAAGGGGAGGAGAAGAAGAAGAAGCUGAUAGGAUAACAGCACUUCCUGGACAGCCCAAGGUCUCUUUUCAGCAGUACUCCGGCUAUGUCACUGUUAACCAUGUUGCUGGUAGAGCCCUCUUCUACUGGCUCAAUGAGGCUGUCCAUGACCCCUUGUCCAAACCUCUGGUCAUUUGGCUUAAUGGAGGUCCUGGUUGCUCUUCUGUGGCGUAUGGGGCAUCUGAAGAAAUAGGCCCAUUUAGGAUCAACAAGACUGCUUCAGGCCUGUAUCUUAACAAGUUCUCAUGGAACACUCUGGCUAAUCUCUUGUUCCUGGAGACCCCAGCUGGGGUUGGCUUCUCUUACAGCAACAAAUCCUCCGAUCUGCUCGACACUGGCGACCGUCGCACUGCCAAGGACUCAUUGGUGUUCCUGGUUCGAUGGCUUGAACGAUUCCCACGCUAUAAGCACCGUGAAGUGUACAUCACCGGUGAGAGCUAUGCAGGCCAUUAUGUUCCUCAGCUGGCUAGAGAAAUUAUGGCGUACAACGCCAAAUACAAGCAUGCCAUAAAUCUCAAAGGAAUAAUGGUUGGCAAUGCAGUAACAGACAACUACUAUGACAACCUGGGAACAGUCACGUACUGGUGGAGCCACGCCAUGAUCUCUGAUAAAACGUACCGGCAGCUCAUCAAUACAUGUGAUUUUCAUCGCCAAAAGGAAUCAAAUGAGUGUGAAUCCUUGUACAGUUAUGCCAUGGAUCAAGAAUUUGGAAACAUCGAUCAGUACAACAUAUAUGCUCCUCCUUGCAACAAUUCAGAUGGCAGUGGCGCCACCCGCCAGACUAUUCGCUUGCCUCAUCGAUCUCAUAGGAUUUUCAGGCAGAUAUCUGGCUAUGAUCCAUGUACUGAAAAAUAUGCUGAGAUUUACUACAAUAGGCCUGAUGUGCAGAAAGCACUGCAUGCCAAUACUACCAAAAUUCCCUACGGAUGGACUGCCUGCAGUGAGGUCCUAAACCGCAAUUGGAACGAUACAGCCGAAUCCGUCCUCCCCAUUUACCGAGAAAUGAUCGCGGCUGGUCUGAGAGUCUGGGUUUUCAGCGGGGAUGUCGACUCGGUGGUGCCAGUCACAGCCACUAGGUAUUCCCUUGCGCACCUCAAAUUGGCAACCAAAAUUCCAUGGUAUCCGUGGUAUGUUAAGAAGCAGGUGGGAGGGUGGACAGAAGUGUAUGAGGGGCUAACAUUUGCGACAGUGAGAGGAGCAGGACAUGAAGUACCACUUUUCAAGCCAAGAGCAGCACUUGAGCUAUUCAAAUCAUUUUUGAGAGGCCUCCCUCUUCCCAAGUCUUGAUAACAUAAUGUCUGUGUCCCCCACUAUACCAAUGUUUUUCCUUUCUUUCUUUCUUCUUUUAUUUAUUGUUGUUGCUCUUAGGUAAGUAAGAGUUGUGUCUUUCUUCAAUCAUUCAACCAAAAAAAAAACAAAAAAAGAAGAGAGGGAUUGGUUUUAUGCCAUAGAAGAAAUUUAACAGAUGGAAUUAAUGGAGAAGGUUCAUUUUGUUUGUAAA
This is a messenger RNA of Vitis riparia (riverbank grape), 1826 nucleotides long. RefSeq names its product serine carboxypeptidase-like 25. NCBI's taxonomy places the organism in Eukaryota, Viridiplantae, Streptophyta, Magnoliopsida, Vitales, Vitaceae. Gene Ontology annotation, molecular function: serine-type carboxypeptidase activity. The transcript has 8 exons. The record is from RefSeq and is a predicted model, not a curated record. Bases 191 to 1612 code for a protein of 473 amino acids. Gene Ontology annotation, biological process: proteolysis. Gene Ontology annotation, cellular component: vacuole.